AAUUCGGGCCACAUUAACUCACGUGUCACCAAAUUUCACUUAUCUGAACAAGUUCCGUCGUUGUCCAAAAACCCAUCAAACAUCACAAAUCAAUAAAACCCAUUAUGCACGUCUUAAAAACACCGAAUUCGAGAAUGAGUGCACCCGAACUCGUCAAUCACGAUUUUAAAGCACCGUUCAUAUAAAUACAAACCCGAAACUGGCCCAGUUUAGUCCAAAAAUGGCCACGAAAUUGUCCAUUCUUCUAGUGAAACUUGCCCUCAUUGUGCCCAUCAAAUGUGACGGUUAUUCGUACCCCCAACCCCCGUUUCAAUUCGACGAUCCUUCACCCUCACCACCCCCAAUUUACUUACCACCCCCAACACCCACAUACUUGCCGCCCCCGAUCCCGCCCCUCCAAGACGAGCUAAUCCCGCCCGAAGACGGAAUCGUCAUCUCAGCGCCCCCCAACCAGUACCUGCCCCCUGUUAAAACACCCCUGCAAGUCCUAAACAUGUCGUGUUUGGACUCGAAGGACGGGAUUGGGUUUUUCCGGGCUUUCCUCCGGUCGAAUUCGCGGGGUUUCCCCGUGAUGGACUCCUCUGAGUGUGCUUUAACCCCCACGGGUUUGGACGUCUUCCGAGUUGACCUCGAGGGGCAAAAAAUGACCGAUUGUGGCAUUAGGACGUGCGGGGUCCGGAUGUGUCUAGUGCUACGUAUGGCCACAAUUCCGGGCUUGAGACUAAUCGACGAUACUCUAGUGACCUUGCAGUGCAUUCCGCAGGAGACGGUGGUGACACACACCAAACACUUGCGACUCAAUGGACAACCCUCAGAACAGGGAAGGUCUAAUUCCAAGUCCAUUUCUGUCGCCUCUGGAGGCAAUCAGCGCAAAUUCGACAGUGUGGUCACCCUCUGGAGGAAGAAUAAUGGGGUUUUUGACCAGCCGGUCCACCAAGGCAGUGCCGUUCGUCUAGGGGAUGAAUUGAUGUUGCGGACAGCGGUACGGGAGGGCGACGGCUGGAAAUCGUGCCGCCUGGGCACCGUGAUCAUCCGCAGCGCCUCCUCGCAGCGCUCCGUCGUGCUCGUGGACGAGCACGGCUGCCGCAACCCCACAAUCCGCUCCAUCUGCCCCCAACACCCCCAACAAACCGGCCCCUUAUCCGUCCAAUUCCCAUUCCGCGCCUUCUUAUUCCAAGGCGCCGCCCCCGCCGACGACCUCCUGCUUUCAGUGCGGAUGUCGGCCUGCCUCCGCCCCCGAGACUGCCAAACCCGCCUCUGCGAAGAAGGCACCCGGAUUCGGCGAUCAACCGCCAAUUUUUCCGUCGACUGGGAAUCCCAGAUUCAAUUCCGGGUACUUCCCCCCGAUUCGCCCCACUCGCCCAAUGGGCACAAAUGGGCCGUUCUGGGUCUGGGCGUCGUCGUCGUGGUGCUAGGCUGUGGCUUCGUAGGGUUAAUGGUCAAGAGAGUUUGAUACAAUGUAGAUGUCAAUAAUUAAUUGACACUACCGCCAUGCGAAAAUUGGUUUUUAAUCGUUUGUGUUAAUUGCUUGUAAUUGUUUUGUCGUUGUUGUUAAUAAAUCGAGACGGAA
Tribolium castaneum (red flour beetle) is the source of this 1570-nucleotide messenger RNA. RefSeq lists its product as uncharacterized. The record is from RefSeq and is a predicted model, not a curated record. The coding region runs from base 221 to 1453 and encodes 410 amino acids. The transcript has 3 exons. NCBI's taxonomy places the organism in Eukaryota, Metazoa, Arthropoda, Insecta, Coleoptera, Tenebrionidae.